This is a messenger RNA of Rhinolophus ferrumequinum (greater horseshoe bat), 4333 nucleotides long. It is a transcript of the gene LYL1, whose product is annotated as LYL1 basic helix-loop-helix family member. Gene Ontology annotation, molecular function: RNA polymerase II cis-regulatory region sequence-specific DNA binding; DNA-binding transcription factor activity, RNA polymerase II-specific; protein dimerization activity. The record is from RefSeq and is a predicted model, not a curated record. NCBI's taxonomy places the organism in Eukaryota, Metazoa, Chordata, Mammalia, Chiroptera, Rhinolophidae. Gene Ontology annotation, biological process: regulation of transcription by RNA polymerase II. The coding region runs from base 1354 to 2193 and encodes 279 amino acids. The transcript is spliced from 4 exons.
GCAGUGGGAUGGUUGGUGGUGGGGACGUGGUAUCACCUGGUUUCUGGAAGGGUAGUGGCAGUGUUGGCGGCACUGGGUGGCAGCUGAGGGCCUACCUGGCAGCUAGCUCCUCCAGUCACUCAGACACAGGGCAAAGUACGGGAGCCCAGGUGAGAGGAUGCUGGGGAUUAGGAAGUCUUGUCACUGCUACCUGCCUGUACCCAGGACCCCUCCCUUUGUGAGGCUCCAUCUGAGUCUUGAGUUUCACCGCCACCCAGGACAUUCACCCACACCUCUUUUAUCACCAUCCACCCUGAAGUAGCCUGGCUGUGGGAUAAGGGCCAGGGACCACCAAGUUGGAGCUAUGUGAUCCUGUGUCCUGGAAGACCCGGAUUGUGCGGAUAUGCUAGGGGCACCCAGCCCCUAGAAGAUUCUGGCAGCACUGUCACCCUAGGACAUCUCCCGCAGCUGUGGCCCUUCCUGUCACCCUCCUGGGCUGGAAAGGUGGUGUGGAUAGUACACUGGGGACGCAGGACACCUGCCACGCUGGACACCCAAGAUCAGACUGUUAGAACUGCCCUCCCACCAGUGCCCCACUCCAGGGUGAGGGUGGCAGAAAGGCUGGGAGGGGCUCUGUAAAAAGAGGAACCAGGCUGGGGGAGGAGAGAAGGAGAAGGAGGGAGCCCUGUGUCGGUCACGAGGCCCCAGCAGGGCCGGAAAGGGCUCUCCACCCCCAUCAACAUGGACAUAGCUGGGGGUAUUCAAAGCUGUAGGCCAGACCCAAGCCACACAGGAGGCUACUGCUUCCCUGCCACAGUUUUCCCUCUGCAUGCACCUCACUCUAGCUGUGCACUGGGGCUGGGUCCUUGGAGGGCCAGGGUCCCUCCAGUGAUGGGGGAAGGGAAGGGAAGGCCCUGAGGGGUGAGGGCCACUCCUGACUGCCGGGGGCGGGGCAUGAGGUUGCUCUCGGAGAUCCCCGCCCUCCGGUUUCCUCCGGGGUCAGUCCGGCUCCUUAUCAGUCUCAGCCAGGCAGCCAGGCCCUUAUCUGCACUGGCCCAGCAUCCUCCAGCCACUGCACCAGGGGUGAGAGGGAGGAAACCGGGCUGCUGGGGGCGGGGAGAGGGCAGGCCAGCCCGGAGCCGCUCACUUUCUCUCGAGGGACCCAGGCCCCUGCCCUGAAGCCCUUGGGAGCCUAGGAAGAGGUGAAGCCCAGACGGGGAGGCCGCUGCCAGGGGCACAGAGUGAAGAGACUGGACGGAGCAGAGCCACGGAGCCUGGCCUGGAGCCGGAACCACAUCUUGGCUCUGACCGACAGAGCCAGGGCACUCAGCAGGCAGCAGGACCAGCACAGGGGUGAGCACCCCCUUGGGGUCCAUGUGCCCGCCCCAGGCCCAGGCAGAGGUGGGCCCCACCAUGACUGAGAAGGCUGAGAUGGUGUGUGCCCCCAGCCCAGCGCCUGCUUCUCCCCCCAAGCCUGCCUCCCCUGGGCCCCUGAAGGUGGAGGACUUGGGCCAUGGAGGUGCCUCCUCCCCCAGGCUGCCCCCUGGCGUCCCGGUGAUCAGUUUGGGCCACACCAGGCCCCCGGGGACAGCCAUGGCCACCACGGAGCUAAGUGCCCUGCGGCCCCCGCUGCUACAACUCUCCACCCUGGGAAGCACCACAACCCCUCUGGCCCUGCAUUACCAUCCUCACCCCUUCCUCAACAGCUUCUACAUUGGGCCAGCAGGACCUUUUGGCAUCUUCCCUAGCAGCCGGCUGAAGCGGAGACCAAGUCACUGUGAGCUGGAACUGACUGAGGGGCACCAGCCCCAGAAGGUGGCCCGGCGUGUGUUCACCAACAGCCGUGAGCGCUGGCGGCAGCAGAACGUGAACGGCGCCUUCGCAGAGCUCAGGAAACUGCUGCCCACGCACCCGCCCGACCGGAAGCUGAGCAAGAACGAGGUGCUCCGCCUCGCCAUGAAGUACAUCGGCUUCCUGGUGCGGCUCCUGCGAGACCAGGCGGCAGCUCUGGCCGCAGGCCCCACCCCUCCCGGGCCCCGCAAACGGCCGGCACACCAAGGCCCAGACGAGGGUGCCCGCCGCGGGCCGUGUCGCCGGGCAGAGGUGGUGGUGCGCCCUCAGCCCGCGCCGCAGUCCAGCCCCGAUAGCAGCCCCGGUGGGGCUGCCCGGCCCAUCAAGACGGAACAAGCGGCUCUGAGCCCGGAGGUGCGGUGACCUCUGAGGUGUUGCCUCUGAACCCAGGGGCACUGGGAACUCAGCGCAGGGCCGUCGAGGAAGGGGCGGACCACGCACUGGGUCUGCUCUGGAUCGAAGUCCCCCGAAGAGGGACCAGUGAAGACGUCCCCUUGAGGGGAAAUGGCCAGGGGUCUGUCGCCCCCUGGGGCCCUGCAGACCUUUUUGUCACCUAACGCCCGCUGGAAGUGGCCUUGCCCGCGUCCCCCUCCCGGAGGCGAGGUCCAGGAACCAACAUGGCAGAGAGGUCAUCGGACCCAAGUAGUGCCUCUUUUUUGCGGGCUGGGGCGGGGGUCACCGAGAGGUGGGGAGGGGCCCGGGAGCCUUCCCCUUCUCGCCGGCAGACUCAGGAAUAUACGCGCCUCGACGGCGUCGGCAGCGCUCUUGGCGCGUGGAAAGAGGCACAGAGUCCGCGUGGGGCCCUAUCCCACCUAGCCCGACCCGGCCCCGCACGACCGCGUUAGCGAAGGCUCAGGCGUUCUUGCUUUUGUUUUUCUUUAUUUCUUUAUUUCACAUACACAUUAGCCAUUCAAUGGAGAAGCCGGAGAGUCAGGCAAAGAUGGUAUAACAGAAGCGCAGUGACGGGGGCGGGGUUAGGGCGGGGCGGAGAGGGGACAGACGGGCUGGCUGCCUACUUGCAUUCCGCUAGGACACUGAAAACCCAGAAAACAAAACAGACAGUAAACUACCCUUGUUUCUUAUGUAUCUCAGUGCAGAGACGGGGGUGGAGGGCAGAGAGAGGGGGAGACCAGGCUGAAGGAGGAAGGGGGGACAGGGGGCGCUAAGGGGAAGCACACCAAAUCCAUUAGUACUAUAUAUAGAGAUACUCGUAUAUACUGCGUUUCUUAGCCUAAGAAGAAACUUGUUUGACGGGACGGGCGGCCUUUGCGGUCCGCGAUGCUGGUGCUGGUCGGGCGCACGGAUCUCCCGGGAGGGGCCGAAACGGGGCUGGCCCAGGCUGGCUUGCGGGGGGGGGGGCGCCCCGAGGGUGGGUAGGUGGGGGGAGCAGAGGUGGGGCUGGGGUGCCCCUCGGGCUCUCGAUUGGGGGACGAAAGUUCUCGUGACUUUAUUGCUCCUUUAUUUUCUUUCGUGUGUGUGUGUGUGUGUGUGUGUGUGUGUAUCCGUUCAGCACGGUCGGGGUGGGGAAGUGGUGGGUCGUCUGAGCCACCCGACCCCUCUGGGACCCAGAGCGCGGCGUCCGCUCCGCCAGCACGGGGGUGAGAAGAAGGCACUAGGUCGGCCGGCCAGCGCGGGGGUGGGUGUAUAAGGCAGUCAGUCGACAGGGCUGGUUUCCGGGUGGGGUGGGCUGUGUGCGGGCCGUGUGCGUGCGUGCGGGCGGGCGCGGGCCUGGGCGAAAUCGACCUGUCAGCUUGGCUGGUCCUGUCCUGGAGCUUCGAGCCUUUCCCGUGCUCCCCGGAGGGUAACGGGGGUGGGGAUAGGGUGGGAGGAGUGAUGUUGAGUCGGGGGCGCCGGGGAAGGCGGGGGAGGAAACUACCAACUUGCUGAGCGCGCUCCUGAUAAUGCUGGUGUGGGUCAAGUUGGCGUCUGGCUCAAAGAAGGGCGCUCGAAGCGGAGAGGGAGGGGGGGAGGGAGGGGACAUUUGUUCGUUGGCAUUGACCUCUGCGGGGGAGGGGCUGGGGACCCCCGCCGCUCCCCCGUGCCCGGAAGGGGAUGGGGCGAGAAGGGGGCGCCGGGCCCCGGGGAUGGGGCGCCCGAGGAGACCCGCGGCCAGAGCAGCCCCGCCGCCGGGCGCACGCCGCUGUCCCGUUCCGUUAAACUCAACAAAGAAGGGAUAUGCGUGUUCCUAACAAGUGCAGGAUAUUUAAUUGAUUCAUAAACUUAUGUAUAAUAGUUUGUGGGUUUUUUAAAACGUACUUUAUAAUGUAAGAAGCACCAGGGUUUUUAUGUUGAAUUAUCUUAAAAAUAAUUUUCUCUCGUCCUUUUCCUUUUUGAUUUUGUGUUGAUUUUUUUAAAAAUGUCGAGGUGUUUUUAUUUUUUUUAACUCUAAAAUGUGAACGUUUCCUUCAGCCCUCCCACCGAAACCGAGAACGAACGACGAAACAAAUAAAAACCCCAGAUCAUCCUUGUCAACGCAGGAAAACGACUUAAAAAAAAAAAAAAA